CACCUGUUGUCUGCCACGGAAAACUCAUUAAAUGGGUAGUCUGCCACCACUUUACCUAGGCAGCAGAAAUGAUGGAUAUUCCAGCGCUUUCUCGGUCCUCUCUUCUGCCUACUGCUGCUUCACUCAUGUUAUUCUUCUUCCUAUGGAGAAGAUGUAGGAGGACAAGGCUUCCUCUUCCUCCUGGACCUCCUCCAUGGCCUAAUGUGGGAAACCUCUUUCAACUGGGGAAAAGGCCACACGAGUCUUUCUUUGCCCUUUCUGUGAAAUACGGUCCACUGAUGACUCUCCGUCUGGGCAUGAGAACAGUGGUGGUGGUCUCCUCUCCUGCCAUGGCCAACGAGGUCUUCAAAACGCACAACAACAUCUUGGCGGGGCGAACAGUGAUAGAAGCCUUCAAGUCUCUGUCCCAUCACAAGACCUCACUGAUUUGGGGGCAAUACGGACCUCACUGGCGCCAUCUCCGUCGCAUUUCAACUGUUGAGCUCUUCAGCCCCAAAAGACUCGAAGCUCUGCAACAUCUCAGAAGAAAUCAAGUAUUUCGUACGAUUCGACAUAUUUUCGAGGACAAGGGAAAGGUUGUGAACAUCGGGCGGACGGUGUUCUUCACGUCUCUGAAUUUGUUAGGCAACAUGAUCUUCAGCACAGACGUCUUCGAUCCACGCAAUCCAGCUUCUUCGGGGCUCAAAGAUACCAUCUGGGCAAUGAUGAAACUCGGUGGAAUGCACAAUCUGGUGGACUUUUUCCAGUUUCUCCGGUUCCUGGAGCCCCGGGACAUAUCCCAUCAGAUGGCCAGGCAUAUAAAGGCCAUGUAUGACUUUUCCGAUACAUUCAUACAGAAAAGGCUCGCCACGACUAGCCAAGGCGUUCAGCGCAUUGACUCCGAGAAGGACUUUCUGGAUGUUCUGGUAGAUUGCCGAAGUGAAGAGUUCACGCUCGUCGAUGUCCGAUCCUUGAUAUUUUUUCAGGAAUUGUUUAUGGCAGGUACUGAAACGAGCACUACAACAUUAGAAUGGGCCAUGGCAGAAUUCAUUCGAAAUCCCGAGAAAUUAAACCGACUCAGAGAAGAAUUGGAUGAAGUAGUUGGUUGCAAGAGAAGAGUGGAAGAACCUGACUUAGAUCGUCUGCCUUAUCUCCAUGCAGCAGUUAAAGAAAUACUCCGAUUGCACCCGACGGUUCCUCUGCUGGUCCCCCACAGAGCUGACAGCUCAUGUGUGAUCGGAGGAUUUCUCAUACCCAAACACAGCCAGGUGACUGUGAACUUUUGGGCCAUUGCGAGGGACCCUGCAAUUUGGAACGAACCUUCGGAAUUUAUGCCCAAGAGAUUUUUGGAGGGCGAGAAUAGCAGGAUGGAGUAUGGGGGACAAAACUUUGAGCUAAUUCCAUUCGGAGCGGGGAGAAGAAUUUGUCCAGGGCUUCCAUUGGGAAGCUGUAUGGUUCAUUUUGUUUUGGCUUCUUUACUUCAUUCGUUUGAGUGGUUACUUCCAGACGGGAUGAGGUGCGAGCAGAUGGACAUGGCCGACGAGUUUGGAAUUACUCUAAAGAAGCCUACAGAGUUGGGUGCAAUCCCUGUACCACGUCUCCCUCAUCAUAUAUAUGAGCAGUAGUUGUUCAUCGUGCAUGUUAAAUCAAAUAAAUUGGCAAUGUUUAUAUCUAUAAUAAAUUAGAUAUCAAAUCUAGAAAACUCUCCAUGUAUUGUAGACACUUUAUUGCAAAGACAACUAGUGGAGUCCCCACUUGUGCAUUCCGAUCAAAUUAAUAAAUAAAUGUGAUUUUAAAUCUAGAAAAA
Molecule: messenger RNA, 1786 nt
Organism: Cryptomeria japonica (Japanese cedar)
Lineage: Eukaryota; Viridiplantae; Streptophyta; Pinopsida; Cupressales; Cupressaceae
Product: cytochrome P450 76T24
Exons: 2
Coding region: 69-1604 (511 amino acids)
Molecular function (GO): heme binding; iron ion binding; monooxygenase activity
Source: RefSeq, a predicted model, not a curated record